AUGUCCGCGCCGACCCACGAGGAGCAGCGCCGCGCCUGGCUGGAUGCAUUCGCCUCCGCGCUCGAGAGGCGCGAUGUCGACGCCGCGGCCUCCCUCUUCGCGGACGAGUGCUACUGGCGCGACCUUGUGGCCUUCACAUGGAACCUGGUGACGCUGGAGGGCCGCGACGCCGUGGCGGCCAUGCUGACCGCCACACUGCCGGCGGCAUCGCCGAGGGGAUGGGCGGCGGAGGGAGACGCGAUUGAAUCCGCGGAGGGCGUCGUGGAGGGGCGAUUCAAUUUCGAGACGGGUGCGGCGAGGUGCAAGGGGCACGUCAGGCUGAGAGGAGGGCGGUGCUGGACGCUGACGACGACCAUGGAUGAAUUGAUCGGCCACGAGGAGAGGCGGGGGAGGAGGCGGGAGACUGGCAGAUGCACAGCGGCGGGGACAAAGUCGGUGGGGGAGGUUGGGGAUCCUGGUUGGCAGCCUUACUGUUUGGUGGUGGGGGGUGGCCAGGGGGGAAUCACCGUGGGGGCGAGGCUGGGAGUACUGGGCGUGCCCGUCCUCGUGGUGGACCGGCUGGAGAGGCCGGGCGACGCCUGGCGGCGGCGCUACGCCUGCCUGGUGACCCACGACCCCGUGCACGCGGACCACCUGCCGUACAUGCCCUUCCCCGACCACUGGCCAGUGUUCUCCACCAAGGACAGGAUGGGAGACUGGCUGGAGGCCUACGCCACGGUCAUGGGCCUGAACUACUGGGGGAGCACGGAGUGCAGGAACGCGGUGUACGACGAGGAGGGCCAGCGGUGGACCGUGACAUUGAACAGGGAGGGGAAGGAGGUGAAAGUUUAUCCGACGCACGUGGUGCUGGCCACGGGGCUUUCUGGGGCGCCAAAGGUUCCAGAAGUGCCGGGCGCGGCCACCUUUGUUGGCCUGCAGCAGCACUCCAGCGAGUUCAGCAGCGGGAAGGGCUGGGAGGGCAAGCGUUGCGUCGUUGUGGGGGCGGGCAACUCGGCGCUGGACAUCUGCGGCGACCUGUGGGCCCACGGGGCCCAGGUGACCAUGGUGCAGAGGUCGGCCACCCUGGUAGUGCAGUCCCAGACGCUGACGGGCCGCAUGCUGGGGAAGUGGUACUCGGAGGAGGCGGUGGAGGCGGGCGUGACGCAUGAGAUGGCAGACUUCGCGCAGUCCACCGUGCCGUACCGACUUAUGCCCGCCAGGUCAAAAGUCCUCUUCGACGAGAUCAGGGCCGCGAACGCAGAGUUCUACGACGGGCUUUCCAAGGCCGGCUUCCUGCUGACGUUCGGACCCGACGGCUCAGGCAUGCCGAUGCGGUACCUGAGGCGCGCCGCCGGAUCGCUAAUCGACACCGGCAACUCCGAGCUGAUCGCCAGCGGCAAGGUGCGGCUGAAGAGCGGCGUGGAGAUUAGUAAUGCCGAGGCGGACGCCCUGGUGCUGAAUGACGGUACCAGACUCCCCGCGGAUCUGGUCGUAUACGCCACCGGAUAUGGCAACAUGUCGGAGGUGGUGGCCAAGCUGUUGGGGCAGGGCGUGGCGGAUAGAAUAGGCAGGGUGUGGGGAAUGGGGUCGGGGCUGGACGGGGACCCGGGGCCCUGGGAGGGCGAGCUGCGCAACAUGUGGAAGCCCACCCGGCAGCCGGGGCUCUGGAUACACGCGGGCAUGCUGGCGCUGUCGCGCACCUACUCGCGCUACCUGGCGCUGCAGAUCAAGGCCCGGUUUGAGGGCAUCCCCACGCCGGUGUACGGCCUGGCCGAGGUGCACCACAAAAGGUGA
Messenger RNA from Ostreobium quekettii, 1773 nucleotides. Lineage: Eukaryota; Viridiplantae; Chlorophyta; Ulvophyceae; Bryopsidales; Ostreobiaceae. The record is from the annotation of a GenBank genome assembly.